Messenger RNA from Aspergillus heteromorphus CBS 117.55, 2087 nucleotides. Its product is annotated as NTF2 and RRM domain protein. Gene Ontology annotation, molecular function: mRNA binding. Gene Ontology annotation, biological process: ribophagy; protein deubiquitination. The transcript is spliced from 4 exons. The coding region runs from base 180 to 1769 and encodes 529 amino acids. Gene Ontology annotation, cellular component: Ubp3-Bre5 deubiquitination complex; ribonucleoprotein complex; cytosol. The record is from RefSeq and is a predicted model, not a curated record. NCBI's taxonomy places the organism in Eukaryota, Fungi, Ascomycota, Eurotiomycetes, Eurotiales, Aspergillaceae.
CCUCCACUUCAUUGCGCCUGCAGGGAACGGUCCGUUCGCCCGUUUGACGUUCCAAGCACCGGGGAAUAUUUCUUACUAGAAUCCUUCCCUUUCGUCGCCGCAUCUGCAUAUACUUUAGCUUGCCGCCCUUAGAUUUUUCUUUUCUUUGUCGACCUUUACGCUUUCCUUCCCCCCUCACAAUGGCCGACACGACCCAGGCUCCUAUCAACGGUGGCUACCCUGCGCAACAUGCGUACCCCGACUCCUACAACCAUGCUUCCGUGAACAGUGCGGCCAGCUUCCAGCCCGCGCCGUCGUCCACUCCCUCGAACGCCCCGUCAAAUGACCAGAAGAACGGCAUCUCCAAAGAUGAGGUCGGCUGGUACUUUGUUGAGCAGUACUAUACCAACAUGAGCCGUAGCCCUGAGAAAUUGAACCUGUUCUACUCUCGGCGCUCUCAGCUUGUUUUCGGCACUGAGGCCGAAUCCGUACAGGUGGCAGUGGGUCAGAAGGCUAUAAAUGACAAGAUCAAGCAGCUGGACUUCCAGGACUGCAAGGUUCGCGUCCUGAACGUCGACUCGCAGGCUUCGUUCGACAACAUCUUGAUCUCGGUCAUCGGCGAGAUCUCCAACCGAUCGGAGCCGUCUCGUAAGUUUGUGCAGACCUUUGUCUUGGCGGAGCAGCCCAACGGGUACUACGUUCUUAAUGACAUCUUCCGCUAUCUUGCCGACGAGGAGGAGGAGAUUGAGACCGAGGAAGCUGCCCCGGCUCCCGCCCCUGCUGCUCCGGCCGACGCGUCGGUUCCGGAGGUGCCUGCACAGCCCGAGGCUGAGACUGCCCCCGAAGCUGUCGAGACCCAGGUAGACAGUGAGCCUGCUGUCGCCCAGGUCGACGAGAAGCUUGAGGAGGCCGAGAAAGGCGCUGAAGAAGUGCCGGCCACGGAGUCUGCUCCCCAGACCAAUGGUGACAGUGUACAGGAAGCUCCUGCCGAGGCUGCUCCCGAAGCCGCUGCCCCGGCUGAAAGCGAUGAUCUCAAGGUCGAGGAGCCUGCUGCUCCCGAGCCCACUCCUGUCCCCGAGCAGAAGGAAGCCCCUGCUCCGGCCAAGGAGAGCGCUCCCGCAAGGGCGGUUCCGAAGACAUGGGCUACCAUCGCUUCCAAGUCUGGUGCCACCGUACCCGUUGUUCCCGCCCUCCCCGUUACUCCCGUGAAGCCCACUGCUCCCGCUGCUCCCGCUCCCGUUGCCAGCUCUACUCAGUCGACCGCCACCCCUCCCCCUGUCACUACUGAAUCCGUGCCCAGCCAGCCUCCCUCGAAUGAUGGCUCUGGAUGGCAGACUGCCGGCCACGAACACAAGAAGACCCAGUCCCGGGCCGGUGAAGAGCAGAACGUUCUCGGCUACAUCAAGAAUGUUACCGAGAAGGUCGAUGCUGUCUUGCUAAAGCAGACCUUGUCUCGCUUCGGAAAGCUCAAGCACUUCGACGUGAGCCGUCAGAAGAACUGUGCGUUUGUCGAAUACGGUGAUGCCGCUGCCUAUAACGCUGCCGUUGCCGCCAACCCCCACCAGAUCGGAACCGAGCAGAUCUACGUUGAAGAGCGCCGUCCUCGUGCCAAUGCCUUCGGUAAUGGCAACUAUGGUGCGGGCCGCGGUGGCGCUGGCCGUGGUCGUGGAGACCGUGCUGGCAGCCAGGGCCGGGGAGGCUUCCAGCGUGAGGGACGCGGAGGCUUCGCUCCCCGUGGCCGUGGGGGCAAUGUCAACGCCAAGGGUCGCAACCAGACUCAGACUGCUUAAACUCAACGACAAUGCAUUUGACGUCUAACGAAGAAUGAAGAGAGACUGGAAGCGGAGGUCGACCAACAGACCGUUGUCCUUCGCCUGUCUCUCAGCCCCCCUUCUUUUUUCUAAUAAGGUCAUAUAUGAUACUUAGCCCUUCAUCCUGGCUUGAGACGGUGAGACGGUAUACGGGUUUAGAUGCUCACGGCGAUCCAGGACAUGUAUUACUCUGUCCCUUCCAUUUUUUUCUCCCCCCUCCCCCCCUACCCCCUUCCCAUUUACUGAUAAUGACAUGUGUUAUGUGACCCUGCUCUGUCACACUGCAUAUUAGCGGUU